This is a messenger RNA of Melospiza georgiana, 3756 nucleotides long. RefSeq names its product loricrin-like. The transcript is spliced from 61 exons. NCBI's taxonomy places the organism in Eukaryota, Metazoa, Chordata, Aves, Passeriformes, Passerellidae. Bases 20 to 2386 code for a protein of 788 amino acids. The record is from RefSeq and is a predicted model, not a curated record.
CUCAACAGGCCGAUGCAUCAUGGUUGGACCUUCUGGUUCCUCUCAGAGCAGCUAUUCAGGCAGUCAGGGUGGAGUAGUCUACACAAUAAGCAAGAGUGGAUGUGGCCCUGGAGGUGCUGCUGGUACCUAUGGUAUACAUGCCUGCAGAGAUAGUGCAUCCUUAUCCAGCAGUGGUAUUACUUAUGGCCAGUCUGUCCCUUCAAGCAGUUCAGAUUCCAGUAAGAAGGUUGUGGUCGUUGCCAACAGCAACCCUUUCCCACCUGUGCGUCACACCUUCCCUCAGAGUUUGGGAAGCUCUGCUACAAGGAUCAUAGUACAGAGUGGACAAAAACAGCAAACCAGCAGCAGUACUUAUAUUCAUGGCUCCCAAGGCAGCCAGUCCUAUGGCCAGGGCUACAGACCCCAAGGUGGCAGUUCCUAUGGCCAGGGUGGACCAAGUUUCUCAGGCAGCAGCAGCAGCUCCUAUGGCCAGGGUUUUCAGCCUCAAGGUGGCAGCUCCUAUGGACAGGGGUACCAGCCUCAAGGUGGCAGUUCCUAUGGCCAGGGUGGACCAAGUUUCUCAGGCAGCAGCAGCAGCUCCUAUGGCCAGGGUUAUCAAGGCAGCCAGUCCUAUGGCCAGGGUUCUCAGUCUCAAGGUGGCAGCUCCUAUGGACAGGGUUCCUCCUAUGAUAGCAACCCCUGCCACCAGGGUGGAUCACAAAGUGGAUCACAGGGUGGUCAGGGUGAUUCGUACUAUGGUGGUAGCCAACAGAGUGGAUCAUCAUCCUCCCAAAAUUAUGGUGACAACCAGGGUGGAUCAUCGUCAGACACCUAUUAUGAUAAUCAAGAGUCACAAGAUUCCUCAUAUGAUAGCAAUCCCAACGCCUGUGAUGAUAAUGACACUACCUAUAGUGCCAAUAAUCAGCGUUCUGGUUGUGCAAAGAAGAAAGUUGUUGUUGCCCGAGACACAUCACAUGUUCUAAGCAGAAGAGACUAUGAUGUACAGAAUGCCUCUUCUCCUUCAAACAGCAGCCACUCUGACAUGCAGGGCGGAUCAUUUAUUGCAACCAGUGGAUCAAGUAAUCAGGGUGGUUGCAUUUGUCCUGAUGGAAGCAGUGGUCAUAGACCGGGAGCCCCAGGUUCUUCAUACAACACAUAUUCUGGUAACCAGGGAGGGCCUUACUACUACCCUGGAGGAUCCUAUGGACAGGGUGGCCCAGGUUCUUCCUACGGUUCUUACUCUGGUAACCAGGGAGGGCCUUCCUACUAUGGACCUGGUGGAUCUUACGGAGAGGGAGCCCCAGGUUCUUCAUACAACACAUAUUCUGGUAACCAGGGAGGGCCUUACUACUACCCUGGAGGAUCCUAUGGACAGGGUGGCCCAGGUUCUUCCUACGGUUCUUACUCUGGUAACCAGGGAGGGCCUUCCUACUAUGGACCUGGUGGGUCUUACGGACAGGGAGGGUCUUCUUAUGAUGGCAACAGUGAAUCAUAUGGUCAGGGUGGAUCUUCUGUAUAUAGUGGUUCUGAGGCUUACGGCCAGGAUUCACCUGCCAUGGGAGCCAGUGAAACUGAAGAUAGUGAUUCCUCCUCAGCGUCUGGUGGCCGCCAGAGUGAACGGGAUUUUUAUUCCCCAGGAGGCAACCAGUCAGGUGGACAUGGGUCAUCUUCUCAAAGUGGCAGCUACUCCAGUGGACAGGACUCAUACUCAUCUGGAAGCAGCCAGUAUGGUGGGCAGGGUUCAUCCUCCUCAGGAGGCAGCCAGUCUGGUGGACAGGGUGGAUGUGAUUGUUCUGGGACAAAUUCUGGUGGAUCCCCUACUUUAGUCAGAAGUGAUUCCUCUGCAAAUGGCACAUCUUCUUCUGCAGGCAGCCACUACAAUAGCCAGGAUUCAUAUUCCUCUGGAGCUAACCAGUAUGGAGGACAUGAGUCAUCUUCUUAUGGAGGCAGCCAGUAUGGUGGACAAGGUUCACGUUCCCCAGGAGGCAGCCAAUAUGGUGGACAGGGUUCACCUUCUUCAGGAGGCAGCCAGUAUGGAGGACAGGGUCCAUCUUUCUCAGGUGGCAGACCUUAUGGAGGACAGGGUAUAGCUUCUUCAGGAAGCAGCCAGUAUAGUGGACAGGGAUCUUACCCCUCAAGAGGCAGCCAGUAUGGUGGGCAGGGCUCAUAUCCUUCUGGAGGCAAACAACAUGGUAAACCAGGUUCCUCUUCAUCAGGAGGCAGUCAGCAAGGAAAGCCAGGUGGCUCUGGCUCAGGAAGCACUUACUCUGGGAAACCGCAAUCACCUUACUCAGGCGGCAGUCAAGUGAGCUCUGCUGGGAAACACUCAACUCCCCAACUCCUGAUGUUAUUCAGUGUUUUGAGUGCCUUUGCUCUCUCUGCUGCUGCAUCAAAAUGGUCUAUAUGAACUUCUAUGGUGUUACUUGACAUCCUAAACACUGAUUAUAAUCUGUAUUAUUAAUUACUUAAUGUAUAAAAAAAUACCAUUAAGUCAAAUUGGCAGAUGCUACUUGGCUGUUAUGUUGCAUGUCUAGCUGGUAUGUCAUGUCCCUCAUUAGUUUGCCUCUGGUUUUAGUCAUUAGUAGUUCUCAUUAGUUGUGUCAGUGUUUUAGGCAUCAUUUUAAGAGAGCAUAUGGUACCCUACCUAUAGGAUAUGUUUUUAUUUCCAAUAGGGAAUGCUAUGAACACCUACAUGAAAUGAUUGGUGUGACAAAUGAAUACUUAGGGAAAUAUUUGUUUAUUAGCCAAAGUGGACAAGGUGAAAUAAAUUGUUGUAUAUGCAAACUGAGCACUGUGCCUGUUAAUCAUGGCAUAAGGUAAGGCUAAUGUAUACUUCUUAAGCAGUUCUCCAUGGGACAGAAGAAAAGAUACUGAAGUAGUAUCAGAUUAUUGGUUUUAGUAUUUUGUAAUCAAAUGCAAAUUCAAUAUGGAGAUUGCAAAGCAAAAAAAAAAAAAACUUCACAGGACUGAUUUUUUUUUUGUUAAUAAAAGUUUAUUCAUUAGAAAAAUGAAACAGAUCAAAGACAUCAUGUACUCCAUUCAAACCAACUGCACAUACCUAGAGUUCUGUAAAGAAGCAUAUGAGGCAUAUGUACUCCAGAUCAGGCUGAUGAACUAAAAUCUGCGGAAAAAUAAAGCCUUUUUCUUUGAAGGAGUAGAGAACUAAUUAAAUUCAUAAAACUAAUACCAUCUUGGCUCCCUUUCUCAAGUAUUUAGUUUAACCUGUGAUGCCUUAUGUAUCUGAAAGGUUAAUUUCGUGAGUGCAUCUACAAACAGGUCCAUCACUGUGCUUGCUGAAACACCAGGGCCCGUUUUUGAGUUCAGCAGCAGUUCCUCACCUUGCAGCAAACUCUUCUGGAGCUCUCAGAGCCACCUUCUGUUUGGUGUUAACGAAGCGCAUUCACCUAAAGCAUACUUCUAACGAAUGUGCUAUCUAUUGAACAUGUGCCUGCUAUUAAAAUGUCCAUUGUUAGUAGUGUGCUUUUCUGUCACGGUUUACAAUUGUAAUUGGUGGAAAGAGGUUUCGAUCCAAGUUCUCCUACCAGCUUCCGCGGGGCCAGGAUUUCACCCUGUUUGAUGUGCAGCACUAACCUUUGCCAGCCAUCGGUAAAUCAACCUGCAAUUGACGCACAAAGUUAUGCCUGUUUACAAUCUUGAAAAUUCGGUGGACAAUUUGUUUCUUGGACAACACAGUAAUGUUCUGUUUGAGAGGCCCGUACCUUAAUUCGAACCAGCCCUACCAUUCUCUAAUAAAUUUGUGAUGGGUUUCAUACAAAA